CUCCAAGAGUUAACCUGCAGCACUGCUCAGAAGAGCAGAGGCAGAGGAUACACAAGCGUCCCGGAGCUCUGGCUUGCAGGGGAAUGACAUGCGGUUUUGAACAAGCAGCUGCCGCAGCAGGUCUGGCCCAUUGGCCAGUAACAACCAGAGGGAAAGGCACCACCUUGCCAUAAAGUCCAUGGAGGAGUGAAGAAGCUGAUAUGAAUGAGUGCUACAAGUUUUCCCCACAGAGACCUUGGGUUUUGAAAAGUGUUGAGAAGUCCAAGCCCAGCAACCUACAAGGGAAAGAGGAACAAGAUUCUGAGUGGUCAUUGGAUAUACUGAGAUCAAACAGUCUUUUGAGUAGUAAAAUCAGGAGAAACAUGGUGUUGAGAAGCAUUUGAAUGCCAUAUCUAAGCUUUUCAGAAACACUAUUGUAAUUCAUGGUUCUCGUCUGCCAUGGUCUGGUCUAUGGGAGCCGUGGAGAAAUGGCCAAGCGGACCUUCUCCACCUUGGAGACAUUCCUGAUUUUCCUUCUUGUAAUGAUGACUGCCAUCACAGUGGCCCUUCUCAGUCUCUUGUUUAUCACCAGUGGGACCAUUGAAAACCACAAAGAUUCAGGAGACCAUGGUUUUCCUACCACCCAAAGCACUCCAGUCAUGCAGGGCCACAUAACCACACAAGCCUCUCCAGGUGCUUGCACCCCAGAGCUGCCUCUAUUUCAGAACUUCAGUGGCUACUAUAUUGGUGUUGGGCGAGCUGACUGCACAGGACAAGUAGCGGAUAUCAAUUUGAUGGGCUACGGGAAAUCUGGCCAGAAUGCUCGGGGCAUCCUCACGAGGUUGUAUAGUCGUGCAUUCAUCAUGGCGGAACCCACUGGGUCAAACCGAGUAGUGUUUGUCAGCGUCGACAUAGGCAUGGUAUCCCAACGACUCAGGCUGGAGGUCCUGAACAGACUGCAGAGCAAAUAUGGCUCCCUGUACAGAAGAGACAAUGUUAUUCUGAGUGGCACUCACACACAUUCGGGUCCAGCAGGAUAUUUCCAGUACACUAUAUUUGUCAUUGCCAGUGAAGGAUUUAGCAAUCGAACCUUUGAGUAUAUGGUCACUGGUAUUGUACAGAGCAUCGAGAUAGCACAUGCAAAUAUGAAACCAGGCAAAAUAUUCAUCAAUAAAGGAGAUGUAGAUGGUGUACAGAUCAAUCGAAGUCCUACAUCUUACCUUAAGAAUCCACAGUCAGAGAGAGCAAGGUAUUCUUCAAACACAGACAAGGAAAUGGUACUCUUGAAAAUGGUGGAUUUGAAUGGAGAUGACAUGGGCCUUAUCAGCUGGUUUGCCAUUCACCCGGUCAGCAUGAACAACAGCAACCAUCUUGUAAAUAAUGACAAUAUGGGCUAUGCAUCUUACCUUUUUGAGCAAGAGAAGAACAGAGGAUAUCUACCUGGACAGGGACCAUAUGUAGCAGCCUUCGCUUCAUCAAACCUGGGAGACGUGUCCUCCAACAUUCUGGGCCCACAUUGUCUCAACACAGGAGAAUCUUGUGAAAAUGCCAACAGCACCUGUCCUAUUGGUGGGCCCAGCAUGUGCAUUGCUAAGGGACCUGGACAAGAUAUGUUUGACAGCACACAAAUAAUAGGACGGACUAUUUACCAGAGAGCAAAGGAACUGUAUGCCUCUGCCUCCCAGGAGGUGACUGGACCACUGUCUUCAGCUCACCAGUGGGUGAAUAUGACAGAUGUGACCGUCUGGCUCAAUUCCACACACACAGUAAAAACAUGUAAACCAGCAUUGGGCUACAGUUUUGCAGCUGGCACGAUUGAUGGAGUUGGAGGCCUCAAUAUUACACAGGGGAAAACUGAAGGGGAUCCAUUUUGGGACACCAUUAGGGACCAGAUCCUGGGUAAGCCAUCAGAAGAAAUCAAAGAAUGUCAUAAACCAAAGCCAGUCCUUCUUCACACUGGUGAGCUAUCAAAACCUCAUCCCUGGCAUCCAGAUAUUGUUGAUGUUCAGAUUAUUACUCUUGGGUCCUUGGCUAUAACUGCUAUCCCUGGAGAGCUUACGACCAUGUCUGGACGACGACUUCGAGAGGCAGUUCACGCAGAAUUUGCAUCUUAUGGAAUGAAGGACAUGACUGUUGUUAUUUCGGGUCUAUGCAAUGUUUAUUCACAUUAUAUUACAACUUAUGAAGAAUAUCAGGCUCAGCGGUAUGAAGCAGCAUCUACAAUUUAUGGACCACAUACUCUGUCUGCUUAUAUCCAGCUCUUUAGAGGUCUUGCAAAGGCCAUUGCAACGGAUACAGUAGCCAACAUGAGCAGCGGUCCCGAACCUCCAUUUUUCAAACAUCUGAUAAUCCCAUUGAUUCCUAAUAUUGAGGAUAAACCACCAUUAGGCAGAAAUUUUGGGGAUGUCCUACAACCACUGAAACCUAAAUACAGAGUGGGAGAAGUUGCUGAAAUUACCUUUGUAGGGGCUAACCCAAAGAAUUCAGCAGAAAACUGGACCCAUCAGACCUUCCUCACUGUAGAGAAAUAUGAGAACACUACAGCAGCAUGGCAGAUAAUGUAUAAUGAUGCCUCCUGGGAGACUCGGUUUUAUUGGCACAAAGGACUGCUGGGUCGGAGCAAUGCAACCAUAGAAUGGCAUAUUCCAGACACAGCCCAGCCAGGAAUUUACAGAAUAAGAUAUUUUGGACAUAAUCGCAAGAUGGAGAUUCUGAAACCUGUGGUCAUACUUCCAUUUGAAGGCACUUCUUCCAUUUUUGAAGUUGUAACUAUUUAGUGAAAAGUUUUCAGAUAUUUUAAAGAUUAGCUUUACCUUGUAUAUGUACUGAUUGCACAUGAAUGUGAACUACCACUUGGACUUCUAUAAUCGUCCCUGUUUGGGGACUGUUUACUGCUAAUGGGACAGAGGUGCACAUGUGUGUGUGUCUGUGUGUAUGGGGGUGAUAGGGAGGGAAAGAGAGGAGUCUCAUUCAGUCUUACGACAGCAGCCAUGCACCUUGCAGUUCACAACUUAGAGCAAGCAUGAUUUCCCUUGAGGCCUUGUGGUUGUUUAAGGGACAGUUCCCUUUAAUAUGAAGCUUCUGAAAUGUUAGUGAGAGUAUUCAAAGAUGUGCGAACAAUAUCUAACCUAUUUCUUUUAGAAUUAUUGAAUGUCAACACUGGAAGACUUUGCAAAAAUUCUCUAUAUAGUCUUUCCUUUUACAGAUAAAAAAAAAUGAGCUUUUUAAAUUUAAGAUUAGAAUAAGGUUAUAAGACCUUUCCUCCAAUUGCAUUUAAAAGUAUUAUGUAAUCUUACCAUAAAUGUAUGAGCUUGAUUAGAGAAACAGAAAAUUAGCAUGCCAAUUUUACAUUUUAUACCCUAAUGACUAUUGCCCAUCAAAGCAGCCACCCUGGAGUCGUAUGCCUCGUUCAGAGCUGUUUUUGAUGGUCAAAGCAUUUCUGAAUUGCCUUCAGAGCCCAACUGUGAGAAAGUCAGACUUGCAAUAUUUUGAUCAUGCCUUGUAUUUCCUUAAGUGUCCUUAUCCCAUUGGAUUGUGUCUCUUAUUCCCAAGACUUAAUCUAAACGAUUCUUGACUGUUUUUGCUGAUCAAAUUCACCUCAAACCACAAAACUUUGCCAUUAGUAUAGUUUUAAGUGGAUGUUUUACUGACUGGAAGGCAAUCCUUGAACAUUAGGUUCUAAAUUCACUAUCAAUUCUUUUAUCAAUUGCUCACUUGCAUUGCUCACACACUCACUAUGGACCUGUUCAGGCAUAGAAUAUUUAUUAAGAUUUACAUAUUCAGCAUUGUACUAGUGUUUGGACCUUGACAAUUAGUGAGAUCAUAUUUGAGACAAAUGUGUAAGUGUCAAAAGAUGACUAUUUUGAAUGAGAAAAAUUUCAAUUUGAUAUAUAAAUUCUGGAGAGACAUUUAAAAAUCAGAAACCUUAAAGUUCAUAUUGUAUAACUUUUGUGUUGGACCUUCUAAUUGGGGAGAAUAGAGACUGCAGACAAUUUGGUAAAUAUUAUUUUAAAGUUAUUUGAGGGCAUUGUGAAAUACCCAGCUGGAUGUCCCAAAGAAUGAAAAAUGACAGUCUAACAUCAAUUGCCUGAAAGUACGAAUUGCAUUUAAAAUUAUGUAAGUUAACUAGGAGUGCCCAGACUGCAAAGUAAACUUCCAAACCCCAAGUCAAAAUUUUUUGUAUGUGUGCAGAAGCUUUAGCACUUUAGGAUAAAAUCAACUUUUACUUCGAAAACAACUUUAAGAUUUAAAAAUAAUAACAAUAUUAAUAAUGAUAAUACUAACAUUCAUUUACAUAUAACUGAACAACUUAAACAUGAUACAUUGAAUUAGAAUGAACCUGAAACACUUUUCCAUGAAUCAGUACUCUAGAGGGUUUUCUAUGAAGGUCAACUAAAGAAUUAGCUAAUAAUUUCCAAGACUUGUGAUCAUUUUUCUUAAAGACAAUACCAUAUUUAGUAUAAAGUUCUGGGGCCAAAAGAAGAGAUGAUUCUGGAAGUAUCAUCCAAAUAAUAAUUAUAUUAGAACUUAUGAUAUUGGUUUUUAAAGUAUUUCUCAUUAUUCAGAAGAAUGCAUGAAUUAUUUUUCAACAUCUCCACUCCUUCCCUUAAAUAUUUCCUCAAAAAGUUUGUCUGAUUCCCUCUUGCUCACUUGCAACUGUAUAAGGUGGCCUUUUUAUCACCUGUGAUCCUUCUGCACCCCUCUGUUGACCAGUGCUCUUGCACCCAGAUAGUCCAUGGAAACCUGUUAUCUCAUUAGCUAUCACUUCUUCCAUUCCAUGUAGUUCUAUUUUUUUGCAGUGCAUAAAAGAUACAGCUGAGCAUGAACCAUAGUUAUUUGCCCGAGUAUGAAAGAACCCCAUUAAGUAUCUGAUCUAAUCUAAAAUUUAAAAGCGGAUACAGUCUGUGUCUGUGAUUGCUACUAGGAAUGGCUCUUUGGGAGCAUAAUCACGUGAAAGAAACUCCUGAAAAUGGCAGACGAUGUGGAAAAUGGUGGGUUGGGUUGGUGGGAGAACUGUUUUGGAGAAGAUUUUGUUCUCAUGUCCAAGUGUCUGUGCUUUAUUUGUUGUACUCUGCCUAUUCUGGCUUAACUGAUAUUGUGAUUUCUUCAAAAAGCAAUGAAUGAUUCCUGUUCCAAAUCUGUAUUCUUUUGAGGAGUUCGAGGAGUAUUCUAUAAAACUGUCACUAUUCAAUAGAAUAUUUAAUAAUAUAUUAAGAAUUGUACUUGAAAAAGCAUUUUCUAAUUAAAAGUAAUGUAGACA
Messenger RNA from Sciurus carolinensis (gray squirrel), 5239 nucleotides. It is a transcript of the gene Asah2, whose product is annotated as N-acylsphingosine amidohydrolase 2. Gene Ontology annotation, cellular component: extracellular region. Gene Ontology annotation, biological process: long-chain fatty acid biosynthetic process; sphingosine biosynthetic process; ceramide catabolic process. Lineage: Eukaryota; Metazoa; Chordata; Mammalia; Rodentia; Sciuridae. Gene Ontology annotation, molecular function: N-acylsphingosine amidohydrolase activity. The coding region runs from base 423 to 2756 and encodes 777 amino acids. The record is from RefSeq and is a predicted model, not a curated record. The transcript is spliced from 24 exons.